GAAAGAGAGAAAGAGAGAUGGAAGGCAAGAGUACUCUUAGAAAUCCACUUGCAUACCAGGUUCUCGUGAUUCUUCUCACUCUUCUACCCAUCUCAACGCCGCCCACAGCCUUAGCGGCGACUUCUUCUAGCCAAAUAACCUACACACAAUAUAUCAAAACAGCUUGCAAUUCAACCCUGUAUCCACAGUUAUGCUACAAGUCCCUCUCCCCAUAUGCCUCCAAAAUCAAAGGAAAUCCCCAAAGACUUUGCAAAACCGCCCUCUCCAUAGCCCUACAAGCAGCAAGAAAUGCAUCCUCCACGGUGUCAAACGUGCAGAAACAGAAGACAUUAACGCGUUAUGAAGCUUCAGUUAUUAAGGACUGCGUCGUGAACAUCAAAGACUCUAUCGAUGAGCUCAAGCAGUCUCUGAAAGCUAUGCCCCUUUUAAGCGGUUCGGACAAGGAAUUCCAGAUGAGCAACAUAAAAACAUGGGUUAGUGCCGCGUUGACGGAUGACAAUACGUGCAUGGAUGAGCUUGACGGAGGCCAGAAGAUAAGCGCGGCAGUGAAGAAUAAGAUCAGAAAUAGUGUAUUGAUAGUUGCCAGGCUGACUAGUAAUGCUUUGGCUCUCAUCAACAAACUCAAAAUCUAGCUAAAUUCAACCCUAGUCACCCUAGCUACUACUUUUCCGUUAUUCCGCGCACUAUGAUCUCCUGAUCUUGGCUACGUGUUUUUUUAUUUUUAACUGCUGUUU
This is a messenger RNA of Alnus glutinosa, 734 nucleotides long. RefSeq names its product pectinesterase inhibitor 4-like. Lineage: Eukaryota; Viridiplantae; Streptophyta; Magnoliopsida; Fagales; Betulaceae. Gene Ontology annotation, biological process: negative regulation of catalytic activity. The coding region runs from base 18 to 632 and encodes 204 amino acids. The record is from RefSeq and is a predicted model, not a curated record. The transcript has a single exon. Gene Ontology annotation, molecular function: enzyme inhibitor activity.